Messenger RNA from Durusdinium trenchii, 393 nucleotides. The record is from the annotation of a GenBank genome assembly. Lineage: Eukaryota; Dinophyceae; Suessiales; Symbiodiniaceae.
AUGCAGCUAAGUUUCAGUCAGAAGCCAAACUCAAGUGACCAGACGGAGACCGGACAGCUCCAGAAGGACAGCUUGCCGGGCCUUCCCAAGGUGGUGGCAGCCAGAUGCGCCAAGGCCAGACAUGCGCAGCAUGCGCAGCCGGAUGGGUCCAAAAACUACACCAACAAUCUUUUGUGCCAGACACUGACGCCAUUGACCCUGGAGCUCGGUGGCAAGAGUCCUGCUUUUGUGGAUGCUGGGUGUGGACACCGAGAGGCCUGGAUCAGGCUGAGUUCUGACAUGCUGCGAAAUAUCGCCAAGGAGAUCACUGAAACUAAGGUCUUCAAGAGUGGUCAAUUCUGUUGCGCGCACGACUAUGUGGGCAUCCCAGGCAGUUUGCAGCGGAAGUGGUGA